AGAUCUUAACCGACUCUCGGAGUCGACUCUGGAAUCGAGCAGUCUCAAGAAGUUUCGCCCCUCCUCCUUGUCGCGUUAACCUCAUAUCCCACGAACCAAUCAAAUGAGUGUAUCGAAGUCAAGCGCGUUGUCUUGUCUCUAGGAGACACAUAUCAACAAAUCGCUGGGAAGCCGUCGGAUAUUUACCAUGAAAAGAGACAUAGUGGAAAAACUUCCACCCCUAAAACGAGAAGGAGGCUUCAUAUCACCUCCUUUUAAAUCGCAAGAAGCCGCCAUGAUGGACUGCCAGCAGGACAUGUUCCCCGGGACGAAUCCUCAUCAAAGGAGACACAAAUCUGCUACUGCCAGGCAAAACCUAUAUUCUGAAGAAAAUCCUUUGUGCCACAGACUGGCAUUUAACCGAAACAACUGCCAAGCAGACAGUGAUCAUUUCAUACCAAAAAACAAUAAGACCGUCGAUUGGCUUGAGGUGCACUGGGGAAAUGACAAACCGACCAGUCACAGGAGAUGGGUAAAACAUGAUAGGAGUGAACUAGAAGAAUUUGAUUCUGAUCCCAGUGAUCUGUCCAGACCUCGAGAUGGAACCAAAAGCAAAUCAAUCGGUGGGACAUUAAACAAGAGCCAACGCAUACUUUGUGAAAAUGAGAUCUGGAUGGCAGUAGAAAUACGCAAAAAAAAAAUGUUAUUACAGGAAAAGCUUUUAAAUGCUGCAGAAACCCUGAGGAACGUUCAACUGAGAAAUGCAUCUGAGGACAAGAUGAAAGAAGAGCAGAAGGGCACAGGGAAAGCAGAAAGCAGGUUAUACUAUAAGAAGAAAGGAACCUGGGACUGGGAGAGUGCCAGAGACAGAGCUUUAGGAGGCAGAAAACAUGAAGGACAACAAGAGGGAUUUAAUAAGUGGGAGAGAUGUGCAGGACAAAGUUCAGCAAGACAAGAGAAUCGUAUAAACGGCACACAUGAUGGUCAGAAGGAGAAAAGCAGAGAAGAAUUAAAGUGGGAGAGCAGGGGCAGACAAACUCAGAGAACUACGGAGACUGCGGAAAAGGAAUGGCGCCGUUUUGAAGAAAGGGCAAGGCCUAUGAGGAAACAGACAACUGAAGAAAACAACACAAGGAAAGAAAGUGCAAUGGAACAGCAAGGGACCGUGCUAAGAAAAUGGGAGCAGAAAGAUUGUCAGGAGAAGGACAUAGGGAGAGCAAAUGACGGAGGAACGAGAGGCCAUGAAGGAACAAAGCUUAAGGGAGACAUAAAGUGGGGCACUGCAGAUCAGGAGAAGGAAAUAGGGAGAGCAAAUGACGGAGGAAAGAAAAGGCAUGAAGGAACAAAGCUUAAGGGAGACAUAGAGUGGGGCAAUGCGGAUCAGGAGAAGGAAAUAGGGAGAGCAAAUGAUAGAGGAAAGGAAAGGCAUGAAGAAACAAAGCUUAUAGUAGACAUAGUGGAUCAGCACAGCAACAGUGCUGCAGAGAUGUAUAUAAACAAAUAUGCUCCAGACAACACUGUCCAACAUCUACCUUGUAAAAUAUGUAAAAGACGUUUUAAAGAAGAUCGACUGGAGCAGCAUACCCGCAUUUGUGAGAAAGCACAAAAAAAAGGACAUUUCUAUGACUCCAAAAUGCACCGGGCCAAAGGCACUGAUCUGGAGGAGUUUAGGAAGACAAACGCUCAAAGGGAAGAACCACAGUCCAAGAAGAGUAGUUGGCGAGAAAAACACCAGGCGCUCAUUCAGUGCUUAAAACAGUCUCGUGAUCCUAAACACAAAGACUUUCAGCCAAGUGCAGCUAUGACUUUUGAUUAUAAAACCUGUCCCCACUGUCAAAGACGUUUUGCUCCUGGACCAGCUGAGAGGCACAUUCCAAAGUGCCUGAACGUUAAGAGCAAACCUCCACCUCCCCGGCACCACCACUGAACUCAACAGCAGAGACUACAUGUUGAUCUCGAUGUCAGUGAUUUAAUGAAUUUUUUUUUUGUCUUUUUGAAGGAAUGUAAUAAUUAAUUACCACUGCCCAUUAAAGAAAAUGACAGUGUUAACGAUUGUAGACAAAAAUAAAUCAUAAAAAAAAACCCUGAUGUAAUUAUGUCUAAAUUAAUUAGAAGUUUAAAAUUUAAACUUAAACCUAUGUAAGCUACGCAUACUUAAACACACACAUGCGUUAUGUAAUGUGGUCAGGUACACAUGAACAAAACUUCAGGGCUUUUAUUAAUAUGAUGCAUGCAAUUCUUUUUUUAAGUAUAUGCAGUUACAUAUGGAAAACACUUCAAUACAUCAGUGACACAUGGGGCAUAAAAUCUUUGGUGAAAAUUUGUCAAUGUAGAAAAGUGUAAUGUGUGUGUGCGUGAGAGAGCGAGAGAGCGAGAGCUAGAGAGAGAGUUUGCAGGCCACAGCUUAGGGUUUGCAAUGAUGUUUUGGCAAUUUGCUUUAUAGCUUUACAAAUUAAAAAUAAAUUACCAUAAAGAAAACAAAAUAAAAAAAUUGAAUUAUGCAAUCCACACACAAAGAUACAAAAAAAUGUCUGGUUUCAUUGUACCUUUAAAAAGCAGAGAAUUUGCUGUGCUCGGAGAGUGGAUGUACACAUUGUACACUUUUGGCAUACCCAUCUCAAUAAAAUGUUACAUAUAGGAUUUUUAAAUACAAAAGGAUAUUGAAAUAAUGUAUACCACACAUCAUUUAACAUCCUGGUAGGUGUGUAACAGAGUACCCCACAUUCAUAUACAAAGACACUAAAAAGAUGCAGAGCUCAAAAAUUUAUUACAGUACUAUUUUUUUGUUUUGUUUUGUUUUUUUGAAGAAAAAAAAAAAAGAAUGAUUCUCACACAAACAAAUCCCAGCCCCCAGGAUCUAUGGUGGUAGUCAGGAAGUCCAUCCAAACAAAAACAAACA
Messenger RNA from Silurus meridionalis, 2878 nucleotides. RefSeq names its product zinc finger, C2HC-type containing 1C (gene zc2hc1c). The record is from RefSeq and is a predicted model, not a curated record. Bases 188 to 1906 code for a protein of 572 amino acids. NCBI's taxonomy places the organism in Eukaryota, Metazoa, Chordata, Actinopteri, Siluriformes, Siluridae. The transcript has 3 exons.